GCCAUUUAUCCAGAUUAGCACUUCGUGAAAACCCCAGGAUGACCUCCCCCACAUUUGUCUUCUCCCUCGGAGCAUGGAUCACCCCUCCGUUCUUUCAUGCCGUUCGCGCACAGCUCCACGAGCUCGGAUAUCCGUCCAAAUGCCCGGCUCACCCUUCCAUCGGCGCCGAGCCGCCCUCAAAGACCCUGGCCGACGAUGUCGCCUCUCUCCGCGAGGUUCUAAAGACCCUCGCCGACACCGAGAACGAAAUCGUUGUGGUGGCACACUCCUACGGCGGAGUGGUCGCUUCCAAUGCAGUCGAAGGUCUGAGUAAAGCUGAGCGCGCACAGAGAGGCCAGACAGGCGGAGUCAUCCAGGUGAUCUACCUGGCAGCCUUCGCACUGGAUCAGGGGCAGAGUCUGCUGGAGAUGCUCGGGGAGAAUUACCUGCCGUGGAUGCAGGUUGAUCACCGACAGGGCGACUAUGUCACCGUCGACGCGGCCAGCAAUGUCGGCUGGCACGACCUCCCUCCCGACGAGCAGUAUCAAUGGGAACUCUUCACGCACCACACCUCUCGCGCUGUCUUUGCAGGUAAAGUGGUCUAUGAGCCCUGGACUAGCAGGAUUCCCUGUUCCUACAUCGUCUGUGAGCAAGACCAGGCCCUGCCGCCGCCAUUUCAGGAGGCGUUCGCGGCGAAGAUCGCGGAGCCCGAGAACAGAUUUCGGCUCCCGGCUUCGCACUCGCCGUUUCUCAGCAUGCCAGCCCGGGUGGUUGAUGUGUUGAUGCAGGCGAUUGGAGCGAAGUCGGAGCAGACUGUGGCUAGUCGGUUAUAG
Molecule: messenger RNA, 812 nt
Organism: Aspergillus homomorphus CBS 101889
Lineage: Eukaryota; Fungi; Ascomycota; Eurotiomycetes; Eurotiales; Aspergillaceae
Product: alpha/beta hydrolase
Exons: 2
Coding region: 39-812 (257 amino acids)
Source: RefSeq, a predicted model, not a curated record